This is a messenger RNA of Dermacentor silvarum, 515 nucleotides long. RefSeq lists its product as uncharacterized. Lineage: Eukaryota; Metazoa; Arthropoda; Arachnida; Ixodida; Ixodidae. The transcript has 3 exons. Bases 49 to 453 code for a protein of 134 amino acids. The record is from RefSeq and is a predicted model, not a curated record.
AGGAGUGCCACGACAAUACAGACGACGACGCUAGGACUUUCGUUCGAGAUGGGCUCGCUGAUUUACGAGCUAAGCAGCGCCCAGAACCAACUGGCUAACGCCGUCGGCGCCAAAUGCGUGGGGACUAUCCUAACAAGCAGGGACGCGCUGUGCGGAUCGAGCACCACCGUCGACGAAAGCACGCAAAAGUUGGACGCACCGCACCUCACGUACGGCGGAUUCCCGGAUCUCGGUAACAAGAAGACAGUCGUUUUCACGGACUUCAAGAACUCUGCCGCUGAAAGGUUCCUGCGUGUCAGUGGAGGAAAUGGCAGCGCCAAGCUUCGUAAACGUGUGGCGUGGAUGCUGUUCAACGUGCACCUGGGAGACACGACCAAGAGAUGCGGUGCAAACAGUUUCGAAGUUGAAGAGAGUUUUUGUAAAGUCUUUCUUUUGUCAAGCCAGGGAUGCUGAAACGACGUGGGCGAUUGAAAUGAGGACGAUAAAAAUGGGGGGGGGGGGGAAAACUCAAUUUC